AUGGACUGUCCAGCUGCACCCCAGCUGCUCCUGGCCAUGACUCUUUCCCUGCUGUGGUUCUCAGUUUUCCCUACAUCACAGCCUGAACACCAUCAGGUUGGAGGAGAGUCUUGGCAGCAACUGGACCAAAUAAAUGGAGCAAGAGAGUCAGUCUUCGUUUCCUGCUAUGUACAUCUGGAAUUUUCAAACAGGACCUGGCCAAAGGCACUCUUCAGGAACCUUACUCUCCCAGCUGCCUCUGCUGUCUCUCCCCCAAGAAAUCUGACUGGCCUCAGCCUUACAACAGGUAGUAGUUAUAUGGAAAAGGAGAUCAAGAGUAAACAGAGAGUAGUGUCAACCAUCAGGAGUAUAGUUUCUAGUACCUGUCUGGCUACCAGUGGAAUGCCAAGGUCACCUUCCUGCCACCACUAUGACACAGAUGGAGAUUCUUGUGGCUAUCUAGAACUCCACCAUUUUGUUCCUGGCCACAACCAGUUACUGCCACCUGUCCCUGCAAACCUAACCCUAGGCUCCCAGCUGCAGAUGCCUGAUGACAUGCUGAACCUCACUCUCCUCAUGAGCCAGGAGGUCACCAAAUUGAGCUGGCUAUAAAGGCACCCAGGGAACCACAAACCCAAAUUCCUGUAGCCAGGGAGAUGGGUGGCCCUGAUCUUCAGCCAGGGGCAGGCUGGCCUUAGCAUCACCCAAAUAUCCCACUACUGGACAGGUGAGUACAUGAGCAUCUUUGAGGCCCAGGGAUUCAAGUGGGAGCUGCACCAGGUGGUACAGAUGCCGUUGAGGGAGAAAGAAGUGGCUCAGUUUCCAGACCAGCUGUCCAUCUCCUGUGCUAUCUCCCGUGGCUUCCAGCUGAGCUGCUGUGUUCCCAGAACAGGCCUGAUCUACACUGCUGCCUGGAGUCCCAGGGGUGGCAGCCACACCUCCUUGCACAACACGUCAGACUUUCAAUGCGUUGUACAGGCUGUUCAGCACUGCCCCACAGUUGAUACCAUGUACAUUUGUAUCCUGCAAAGUCAGGACUUGGCUCCUCUCAUGGCUCCUGUCUCCAUCACCAUCAAUCAGGACGGAGACACCUCCUGCCCUGAGAAUGUCUCGGAGGUUGCCUGGAAUGUCACCAAAGCUGACCGCAUGACACAGGCCCCAUGUUCCAUGAAUAAAAAGGAUGUGGUAAAGAGAUAUUGUGGGUCUGACCGGGCUUGGGGGACCAUCGAAAGCAACUGCACAGAGGCAAGGAUCCUGAAUUUGUUUUAUAAAACCCAGCUGCUGCUGGCAGGCCAUGGCAAGCCUGCCAAUGAGGUGCCACAGAUCCUGAAGCAGCUGCAUAGGCAGGUGGAGGUUACCAACACCCCCUCUGGCUUACAGAAACUGCUGCAUACAGUGACAUUACUGGCUGAAGUUGUAGAAAAGACUAGAACACAGCUUGACCACAGUGCCCUGAAGGAUUUCCUGAUAACCACAGACAAGAUCCUGGACAUGAACGGCAGCUCUUUGUGGACCCUGGCCCAAGCUCAGAAGCCCUCGAUGAUCUCAGAUUUUCUGCAGGCUGUGGAGAUUUUGGUACAUAGCCUGAGCCAACAACAUCAACCCUUCUCCUUCAACUCAUCCAAUGUGCAGCUGCAAAGCCAGCUCUUCCAAUCUACAUCCACACUUACUCCUAGCUACCAAAUGUCUUUCUCCACAUGGCCCCUCCUGGAGGCACAGAUUUCAUGGCACUCAUUGGCCCCACUGGUUGACAGUGGAAUCAACAUCAGUAUUAGCAGCCUGGUGCUACAAAAACUGGACCGCAUUCUGCCUCCAAACUAUGAACAAAGGCUGCUAGGAAGUGCCCAAUAUACCACUCCUGGUCCAAUCCUUGUCAUCUCCAUCAUUGCAGGUGGUCAGACCUUCACCCAGGCAGAGGUCAUCAUAGACUUUGCGGACAUGAAUGGAACCAUGCACUGUGUUUUUUGGAGUUACAGUCUCUUCCAGGGCCAGGGGGGGUGGUCAAAUGAAGGGUGUCAGGCACAAACGACCAGUACCGGCCCUACCACUCGGUGCAUCUGCCAGCAUCUUACUGCCUUCUCCAUCCUCAUGUCCCAACACACCAUUCCAGAGAAUCUUGUCCUGGAGUUGCUGAGCCAGGUGGGCCUAGGAGCUUCCAUACUGGCACUGCUUGUGUGCCUGGGCAUGUACAGGCUGGUAUGGAGAGCUGUGGUACGGAACAAAGUUGCCUUCUUUCGCCAUGCUGCCCUGUUUAACAUGGUGGUCUGCUUAUUGGCUGCAGAUACCUGUUUCCUAGGAGCCCCACUCCUUCCUCCCAACUAUCACAGCCCACUCUGCCUGGCUGCUACCUUCCUGGGUCACUUUUUCUACCUGGCUACUUUCUUCUGGAUGUUGGCACAAGCCUUGGUGUUGGCCCACCAGUUGCUUUUUGUCUUCCAUCAACUUUCCAAGCACAUAGUUCUCUCCCUGAUGGUAAUCAUGGGCUACCUGUGCCCACUGGGGUUUGCAGGUGUCACCCUGGGCCUCUACCUGCCUCAGGAGCAAUACCUGAGGGAGAAGACAUGCUGGUUGAAUGGACAUGAAGUAUCACUAUACACCUUCAGUGGGCCAGUGUUGAUCAUCGUGGGUGUGAAUGGGCUGGUACUAGUCAUUGCUGUGCUGAAGUUGCUGAGACCUUCAUUGUCAGAAGGGCCCCCAGUGGAGAAACGACAAGCUUUUAUUGGGGUACUCAAGGCCCUUCUUGUUCUCACACCUGUCUUUGGCCUCACCUGGGGAUUAGGCGUGGCCACUCUGUUAGAGCAAUUCUCCACAGUCUCUCAAUACCUCUUCACCAUUCUCAAUAGCCUCCAGGGUGUCUUCAUCUUAGUGUUUGGUUGCCUCACAGACAAGAAGGUACGAGAGGCUUUACGGAAACGCUUCAGCCACACAAAGCCCUCAGGCUCUGCCAUAUCCCUGGCCACAAAUGAAACCUACAUCUCAGAACAUAGCAAAGGAAGAGGUGAAAAUGCCAGUUAUGAAGAAAGGAUGACUAACUGA
Messenger RNA from Jaculus jaculus (lesser Egyptian jerboa), 3015 nucleotides. It is a transcript of the gene Adgrf3, whose product is annotated as adhesion G protein-coupled receptor F3. Lineage: Eukaryota; Metazoa; Chordata; Mammalia; Rodentia; Dipodidae. Gene Ontology annotation, molecular function: G protein-coupled receptor activity. The record is from RefSeq and is a predicted model, not a curated record. Gene Ontology annotation, biological process: G protein-coupled receptor signaling pathway; cell surface receptor signaling pathway. Gene Ontology annotation, cellular component: membrane. The transcript has 14 exons.